Messenger RNA from Rubroshorea leprosula, 1947 nucleotides. NCBI's taxonomy places the organism in Eukaryota, Viridiplantae, Streptophyta, Magnoliopsida, Malvales, Dipterocarpaceae. The record is from the annotation of a GenBank genome assembly.
AUAUGUCCGAUCACCCUAGUUGUCGUUGUUUUUCAAUAGAAGAAAUGGACAGUGUUGAAGAAAUGGCUUCUUCUGGAAUACCGACACGACAAAUUCUCUCAUCACUAAGGCAAAAAAAUCCAGGCCUUCAAGCAAUCUCUAGAAAUGUAUACAAUUCAAUACGCAAGAUUCGAGAAGAAAAAUUGGGAGGUCGUACCAUGGUUCAAGCAUUAUUUGAAGAACUAGGUGAAGGUGAAUUUUUCUACAAUAUAAAGCAUGAUGAAAAUGGUUGCUUGACACAUAUAUUUUUUGCUCACCCUAAUUCAAUCAUUCUCACAAGAAGUUUUUCACAUGUUUUUGUCAUGGAUUGCACCUACAAGACAAACAAAUACAAGAUGCCUUUACUUGAUAUAAUUGGGGUGUCAUGCUUCAAUACCUUUUUCUAUUCUUGCUUUACCUUCAUGGAAAAGGAGAGAGUAGAAGAUUAUGUUUGGGCUUUAACAAUGUUUAGAGAAGUGCUGAGGCCUAAUUGUCAACCGCUGGUUAUUAUUUUCGAUAGGGAAUUGGCUUUGAUGAAUGCUAUACGAGUUGUUUUUCCAAGUGCUACUAAUCUUUUGUGUGUGUGGCACAUUGAGAAAAAUAUAUUGUCAAAUUGCAAGCGUCACUUUGAGGCAAAAGAGGAUUGGGAUGCUUUUAUGUCUUCUUGGAAUGGAGUAAUAAGAUCUUCAAGUGAGAUUGAUUUUGAGAAGAAUUGGAGGCUGUUUGAAGAGUUGUACAAGGAAAGGAGAGAAGUUUUAACUUACAUUGAAAAGACAUGGCUUCCAUUUAAGGAGCAAUUUGUUGAUGCUUGGGCAGAGAAGUUUCCACAUUUCAAACAUCGGGUCUCUUCAAGAGCAGAAGGAGCACAUGCUAAGCUGAAGGCAUAUUUUGGAAGAAUUCGGAUCCCUCACAAUUGUAACAAUGCCUUCUUCAAGGAAGUUGUCAUGAAAGUUUCCAUGCAUGCCUUGAAAGAGUUAUACAAGCAAUAUGAAAUGGUUAAACAUGGGACAAUGGAUCCUUCAUGUACAGGUCACUUUUUGUCAAGUAUGGGCCUUCCAUGCGCACACAAGAUGAUGACUACUUGGAAAGAUGGGGUGCUUCCUAUUUCAUCCAUACAUUCACAAUGGAGGAUCGACUCACUGUCAUUAACUUGUUCAGAUGGGAUGAUGAAUGAGGAGGACAACUUUAAAGAGAUGCGUAGUGAAUUGCAAGAUAAAUUUAAAAAAUGGCCUAUCAUGCAUAAAGGAAAAGCCCAUGCUACAAUUUCUCAACUUGUUAGUGCAUCACUUCAUUCCUUGAGAGAACCAAGCAUUGGCUCAAAACAAAAAAGGGGAUCAAGCUCAACGCAAAGAGAUCCUUCAAGAUUUGAGAUUGUGGAAAAAAGAAGAAAAUGUAGUGGUUGUAAGAAUUCUGGGCAUGAUAUUCGUACAUGUCCCAGCAAGAACAAAGUUAGUGAACAAAUCUCAUAUUCCGUAGCUAACUCACUUGAUGAACGUGUGAUUGGAGGAAUUGACUUGAAUAUGGUACCUGAUUUGGAUUUUGUCUCUUCCUUUAAUUAGAUAAGGCCCAAAAAAAUAAAAAUAAAAAAUAAAAAAGUUUCAAUCACAUGAUGUUUCUUCUUCACUCGUCUUCAUCCAUUCGCGGUCCCUCCGUUCUUCAGUCUCUGUUUGAAUCGAAGUCUGAAUCGUGACUUUGUCCUUCUUUCUCUUCGUUCUUCUUCGGCAGAUCAGCGUAGUUUUGUCGGGGCCGCCAUUUCUGAUGAAGUUUCUGAAAUGGCCGUGGGUCGGUCUCAAUUGGAUGCUGAAGUAAUUAAUUAUGAAAUCUUAGGAGGUCUGGGUUCAAUUGAAUUUUGAAGGUGUUGCUCUGUCCUUCAACCUUUGUCCAUCAUGUAUCUUUUUAAUUUUCUGAGAUUGGAAAUUGUUUUUCAAA